Molecule: messenger RNA, 772 nt
Organism: Acanthoscelides obtectus
Lineage: Eukaryota; Metazoa; Arthropoda; Insecta; Coleoptera; Chrysomelidae
Source: the annotation of a GenBank genome assembly
AGGUCCAGGUAUUAGUUGUGAAAAUUGCGGCAAAUCCUUCAAAAAUCAAAUGACAUACAAAUACCACAAGAACAACGAUUGUACAAAUGAAAAGAAAUUCAAAUGCCUUUUAUGCAAUUUUUACAAUAAGAGGACUUACGAAAUCAAGAAGCAUUACAGAUCAAAACACCCUGAAGCUGAAACUCCUAGAGCUGGAUAUUACGUCAAAAUUGUUGACACCGGUACCACUGGACUGCUCGGAUCUGUAAAUCACAAAGUGAUAUGUGAAGGCUGCAAUAAACAAUUCAAAAAUCACAAUUCAUGGAGAGUACACUACCAUCUAGACUGUAUGGCUCCCAAGAAAUUCGGAUGUGCUUAUUGUAAAUUCAUAUCAACGAGAAAAUUCAGUUUGAAGACUCACUUGACGAAAAAGCAUCAGGUUGACGAUGCCGAUUUGAAGAAAUUAUUGCAGGCACGAAACUGAUGAAGAAAAUAAAUUUUGAUCUUUUUGUAAUUAUAUUGAUGUAGUUAGAGCAUUGAUUAUACCAAAUGAAAUAUAUUGUGGUGCAAUUAUGUCAAGCAUUAAGAUAAAACACCAUUGGACUAUUUUAUCGCUAACACACACUGAACAUUAGUAGCAGUAGCAAAAAACACAGGCCUUGCCUUCUAACAGGAGUUGAUUUUGAGGCUUUGUGUUAGAUUUUUGCUCAUAAAAAUAUAUUUUCGUAUUUUUUGCUCGCCCUGUAUCUCCUAAACGAGGCGGUGUCUCGGAAAUCGCCAAAGGGUAAGAUAG